AUGGGCUUCGUCAAGGAAAAGGGAAAGGAAAAGUCGCCUCCGUACGAGGAGGUCGCGCCCGUCCUUCCUGAGCUCUCCGACCAGCUGUGCUUCACAGAGACGGACGGCGUCAUCACCACCACCAUGAUGGAUCUUCCCGGCUAUCGGGUCGUCAAAGUCCUAGGAACCGUCUUUGGAAUCUCCGUCCGCAGCCGCAACAUCGCCGCCAGUUUGGGUAUGGUGCUCAAGAGCUUCGCCGGCGGCGAGCUUGGCUGGUUCACCAACAUGCUCUACUCCUGCCGCAACGACUCCAUGACCCGCGUCGUCGAGGAGUGCAAGCGACGUGGCGGCAAUGCCAUCAUCACUCUGCGCUUCGAUGCCGGCGAUAUGGGCGGCUUUGCCCAGACGGCCGCCUAUGGAACGGCGUGCAUCGUGGAGAAGGUGGAUGACGCAGUCGCGACACCGACGCAGCUGGAGAAGGCAACGUAG
Molecule: messenger RNA, 468 nt
Organism: Drechmeria coniospora
Lineage: Eukaryota; Fungi; Ascomycota; Sordariomycetes; Hypocreales; Ophiocordycipitaceae
Product: UPF0145 domain-containing protein
Exons: 3
Coding region: 1-468 (155 amino acids)
Source: RefSeq, a predicted model, not a curated record